AUGCCCCGGCGCGGGGCGGCGGGCGGCGGGAGGUGCCUGCGAGCCUCGCUGGCCUCGCUGGCCCUGGCUCAAAUUGUUCAAAACAGUGCCAUCUGCUGGGGCCGGCUGCGGCACCGAGUCUCGCCCCAAAGCCUGCUUAGCUGUUUUUUGUUCCGCUUCGUAACCAACUUCGGUGUUUUGAUGGAUGAAGCAAUCGGGAUAAACGCUACAGGUUUUAGAAGAUUAAAAAGUAGUUCACAAACCAAGCCAGAAAAACUGUUCGCUGUUGGCUGCUGCUACACCUCCUCCUUUGCUCUCCUCACACUCAUAGGAGGAACAGAAGCUCCACCCAAACUUUCAUUCUACUUCUGCCUGAAGAUCUCAUGCUCAAUCGCCCUGGAUAAAAUGGAAAACAUGAGUUCGGAAGUGACAGUGCCUCGAGCUGAGAUAGUUGAAUUUGAAGGUGUUCCCCUCACAAAACCAAUAUACAGCACACUGGACCAACUGUGCAAGUUCAAGGCCAGACCUGAUGAUCUGCUCAUCGCAACCUAUGCAAAAGCAGGUACCACAUGGACACAGGAGAUAGUGGAUAUGAUCCAACAAAGUGGAGAUGUUGAGAAGUGUAGACGUGCCACUACUUACAGACGCCAUCCUUUCCUUGAGUGGUCUCUCCCACAGCCUCCAGCUCUGCGUUACUCAGGCCUGGAGUUAGCUGAAGCUAUGCCUUCUCCAAGAACAAUAAAAACUCAUCUUCCUGUGCAGCUGGUGCCUCCCUCCUUCUGGGAACAAAACUGUAAGAUAAUCUAUGUGGCGAGAAACGCAAAAGACAACUUGGUGUCAUACUACCAUUUCCACAGAAUGAAUAAAGGAUUUCCAGAGCCAGGAACCUGGGAGGAGUUCAUGGAGAAAUUCAUGACUGGAAAAGUGCUCUGGGGUUCCUGGCAUGACCAUGUAAAAGGAUGGUGGAAGGCAAAAGAUAAGCACCGUAUUCUUUACCUCUUCUAUGAAGAUAUGAAGGAGAACCCAAAGAAAGAAAUUCAGAAGAUUAUGAAAUUCCUGGAGAAGGAUCUGAAUCAGGAGGUUCUAAACAAGAUACUCCAUAACACCUCGUUUGAGGUAAUGAAGGAAAAUCCCAUGGCAAACUACACUAAGGAGUUUCAAGGAGUAAUGGAUCACUCCAUUUCCCCAUUCAUGAGAAAAGGGGCUGUUGGGGACUGGAAGAAUUAUUUCACUGUGGCACAGAAUAAGAAAUUUGAUGAAGAUUAUAAGAAGAAAAUGUCUGACUCCUCUCUUGUUUUUCGCACAGAAUUGUGA
This is a messenger RNA of Indicator indicator, 1293 nucleotides long. RefSeq names its product sulfotransferase family 1C member 4 (gene SULT1C4). Gene Ontology annotation, molecular function: sulfotransferase activity. Bases 1 to 1293 code for a protein of 430 amino acids. Lineage: Eukaryota; Metazoa; Chordata; Aves; Piciformes; Indicatoridae. Gene Ontology annotation, cellular component: cytoplasm. The transcript is spliced from 9 exons. The record is from RefSeq and is a predicted model, not a curated record. Gene Ontology annotation, biological process: sulfation.